AUGCUGAAUAAAAAACCACCCUUGCCUUCAGAGACAUCAUCAUCCCAAGAGCAACACAGAAGUUUUACUCAGAGGAAAUUAGCGCUCAAGAAGGCUGAAUUAGCUAAAACCUUGGAAGAGAUCAAAAUUACCACAAAUCUGACCAAUCUGAAGAAAAAUGCCAUCGAGGAGCUGAAGCAGCGCAGUGCCCGCCUGGCAGACGCCAACUGCCGGCUGAUUAAGGACAUCCAGCACACUGAUGACACCACUGCCAAGAAAGCAAGGGUCUUGCUGCAGCAGUAUGAAGUAUUUCAGAGGGUGAAGGCAAUGGUGCAGACCUUCAACCAGAACCAGCUGGAUACAGCAAGGGCAGAGCUCCAGGAAAUGGAAAAAACAAUGGAAACGAAUCUGGGACAGCUACAGCAGCAGCUGGAUGAAGUCACAUCAAAGGUACACGUUCUCCAGGACAAGCUCAGCAUCCUGCGGACCUACAUCGACGGGCAGUAUCCAGAACAAGUUGUCCAGAUAGCCCUUUUGCAGCGCAGCAUCCAGAACCUGAAGGAGCAACAGCAGGAGGAGAUAAACAAGACAGAAGAAAUGGGGAAGGCCAUCUUGGAAGAACUGGAAGAGAAGGCACAGGCGGAACAAGAGGCGCUGUUACAGAAAGUCGUGGAGGACAUGUUGCUGCACCAGGAUGGCCUGAAGCAGAUGGUGAUAAACAAUCACGUUCUGCAACGUGAAAUUCUGAGGCAAAGGGAGGUUAUUAAAGACCUGGAAGAGGAGAUCGGUGAGCUGAAGAGAAGCAUCCAGACACUCCGCCAGAAUGCAAGAGACCCAAGAGAGCUGAUCUUUGCUGAUGUUCUCUUCCGCAGACCAAAGUGCACACCAGAUACAGAGGUGGCCCUCAGUGUCCCCGCCAAGGAGACGCCGCUCGUCCGACACUCGGCCAGGCUCCACUCGCAGGCCCCUCGCCCAGCGCACGGCACGGCCGGGCCCAGAUGA
Molecule: messenger RNA, 981 nt
Organism: Phaethon lepturus (White-tailed tropicbird)
Lineage: Eukaryota; Metazoa; Chordata; Aves; Phaethontiformes; Phaethontidae
Product: chromosome unknown open reading frame, human C20orf96
Exons: 8
Coding region: 1-981 (326 amino acids)
Source: RefSeq, a predicted model, not a curated record